AUGUACUCUGAGUGGCGGACACUGCACCUCGUUAUCAAGAAUGACCAGGGUCACACCAGUGUGUUGCACAGCUAUCCUGAAAAUGUGGGCCGCGAAGUCGCAAAUGCUGUGGUCCGUCCUUUGGGACAGGCUCUCAAUGCUCCUUCCAUUGCUGCAAGUGAGAGCAUUCUAAAAACUGAUAAAGAGGUGAAAUGGACCAUGGAGGUCAUUUGUUAUGGACUGACAUUACCACUGGAGGGAGACACAGUGAAAUACUGUGUGGAUGUAUACACUGAUUGGAUGAUGGCCCUGGUCGCUCCAAAGGAUUCUAUUCCCCAACCAGUUAUCAGAGAGCCUAAUAUGUACAUCCAGAUCAUCCUUAAACACCUUCAGAAUGUCUUUGUGCCCAGACAGGAGCCGAUAGCAAACCAAAUUCGCCAUUGUCAUCAGGUGUUGCGUGCUGUUCAGAAGCUGGCCAAGGAUUCUACCAACAUAGCUCGUGAAACCUGGGAAGUUCUGCUACUCUUCCUGCUGCAGAUAAAUGACACAUUGUUGGCUGCUCCAACAGUCACAGGAGGCAUAGCAGAGAAUUUGGCUGACAAAUUAAUUGGGGUUCUUUUUGAAGUCUGGUUCCUGGCAUGUACACGCUGCUUCCCAACACCACCCUACUGGAAGACUGCCAAAGAAAUGGUGGCUAAUUGGAGACACCACCCUGCUGUGGUUGAGCAG
Staurois parvus is the source of this 708-nucleotide messenger RNA. NCBI's taxonomy places the organism in Eukaryota, Metazoa, Chordata, Amphibia, Anura, Ranidae. The record is from the annotation of a GenBank genome assembly.